Spodoptera exigua (beet armyworm) is the source of this 318-nucleotide messenger RNA. NCBI's taxonomy places the organism in Eukaryota, Metazoa, Arthropoda, Insecta, Lepidoptera, Noctuidae. The record is from the annotation of a GenBank genome assembly.
AUGUCUUGGAGAAAAGUCUCGUUCAGAACAAAGAAUGGUUUAGAGUGUGUUGACAAACAAUCGGCAAUAGUAUCGUUUGGACCCUCGGCAUGUUGUGUACAAAAUGACGCCUGUGAGGGGCGAUACUCGGAGCCGCGGGAAACAGCAACAAUAUCGGACCAUGUCGAAAUAUCUUCGACAAACGAAACAAUGUCGCAAGUUGCCAAAUAUCCGGAUAUGGAAUUUGUAAACGAUUCCAGUGACAGCGCUACAACAAUAGAACCGCAACUAAACAUAGUGCUUGACCCUGCGCACGCGCAGACGGAAGAUACAGAGUGA